GAUUAGUGUAGUCUAGGAGUCUGUUAACAUGUUAAUCGGCCACUGGACCUUUUGAUAUAUACCAACAGGAGUCUCGUGUGCGCAUUUUAUGCGGCUGAUCUGCCAUUGCAUUUGAGUCGCAAAAGGCUUUUGUGAAGCCGGGGAUCGGAAUGUACACGCGGUCUAAUUGGCCGUUUAGGGGGCGUUGCUCUGGGUGGCAGGUUUCCGUCGUUAAGGAGGGACUGCAUGCAGUGGCUCGGCGUUCACAGGUUAGGAUUAUUGCCGGUUUUCGCCGCAUCCAGUAAAGUGCGGGGUCUGUGAGCAGAAUGAGCGGCCGUGUGGGCGAUCUGAGCCCGAAACAAUCUGAAGCCCUGCAGCAGUUGCGAGAGAGAAUCCAGGAUAUUUUGCCGCAGCUUCCAGUGCAGCAUGACCAUUUCCUGCUCCGCUGGCUCAGAGCCAGAUCCUUCAGUGUGUCGAAGGCAGAAGCAAUGCUUCGAAAGCAUGUGGAAUUCCGGAAACGCAUGAAGGUGGACACCAUAACUACUGACUGGCAGCCACCGGAGGUGAUUGAGCAGUAUCUGGCAGGGGGAAUGUGCGGCUAUGACAGAGAAGGGAGCCCCAUCUGGUAUGAUGUCAUCGGCCCACUGGACCCCAAGGGCCUCCUCCUCUCUGCCAGUAAACAGGAUUUUCUGAGAUAUAAGAUACGAAACACAGAGAUGCUUCGAAUGGAAUGUGAGAAGCAAUCCAAGUUGCUGGGAAAGAAUGUGGAGUCAAUUACCUUGAUUUAUGACUGUGAGGGUCUGGGCCUCAAACACCUGUGGAAACCGGCUAUCGAAGCCUAUGGAGAGGUGCUCACCAUGUUUGAGGAGAAUUACCCUGAAGGACUCAAGAGAUUGUUCCUCAUAAAAGCUCCGAAGCUCUUCCCUGUCGCCUACAACCUGGUGAAGCAUUUGCUGUGUGAAGACACCCGUCAGAAGAUCAAUAUCCUGGGGGAUGAUUGGCCAGAGGUUUUACGGGGACACAUUGACCCCGAGCAGCUGCCGAUGGCGUACGGGGGCAAUCUCACUGACCCUGAUGGGGAUCCCAGGUGCAGGACCAAGAUUAAGUAUGGAGGAGUUGUACCAAAGUCAUACUACAAGCAGGACUCCAUCAAAAUGCAGUACGACCAGAGCAUCACCGUCAGCCGUGGAUCCUCCCACCAGCUGGAAUAUGAGAUCCUCUUCCCCGGAAGCGUACUGCGGUGGCAGUUCAUGAGUGAUGGUGCAGACAUUGGCUUCGGGGUCUUCAUGAAAAGCAAGGUGGGCGAGAGACAGCGGGCGAGUGAAAUGGCAGAGGUGCUGCCUAGUCAGCGUUACAACGCCCACCUGGUGCCUGAGGAUGGCUUCCUAACCUGUGCCAGCGCUGGUGUCUAUGUGCUGCGAUUCGACAACACCUAUAGCGUGAUCCACGCCAAGAAGGUCAGCUUCUCAGUGGAGGUCCUGUUGCCUGAGAACCAGUCGCAGUCAUCUAAGGGUAAAAACGGGCCUGAUCAGGAGAAGGAACUGGCCACAAACGGAAAAUAGCAACAAAAGACAACUGCAGUAGAAAGGGCUGCUUAUCCUCCGAUUUGAUGCUGUUUAAAUCAUGAAGGCGGCUUCAUUUUAAAUGCAGUGCUUCCAGGUUUAAAGCUGAGACACAGAUUAAUGUUCAGAAUAAUAUUAGUUGGAAAGAAGAAAAAGGCAGAGGAUAUAAUUGUUUUUAUGAAUUAAAUAUCCACACAAAGAGCUCCAGGUUUGUGGAUUAUAGUUUUUCUUCAGGGUUCAUUUGCUAAAUUCUGCCAAUAAUAAUUAAAGCUUAACCAGUUGUAUCAAUGAAAGGCAACAAACAUCUGCGAAUUUGUGAAUUUCAACAAUGCUUCGUUAAUCUUUUAAAAAAUAUUUGAUAUUACUCAUUUAAAUGUUUAUCCUGUAACUACAAACAAGGGGUCGGGGUCAGAUUAUGAAUUAAAACAAUUUUUCAGUAACUGAAGUAAAAUUAACCUAGAGAAGCCAAACUGGGCAUUCUGAAAUCACCUGUAUAAAAUUGACAUCUGAAACAUAAAGAUUUGUUUUCUAAUAAGAAGAUCUAUUAGCCUCACUGGUAGCCUCGCUGGUAGCCCACUGUUAGCCUCACUGGUAGCCUCGCUGGUAGCUGUUGCCUCGCUGGUAGCCUUACUGGUAGCCCCACUGGUAGCCUCACUGGUAGCCUCGCUUGUAGCCUCGCUGUUAGCCCCACUGGUAGCCCCACUGGUAGCCUCGCUGGUAGCCUCACUGUUAGCCUCACUGUUAGCCCCACUGUUAGCCUCGCUGUUAGCCCCAGUGUUAGCCCCACUGUUAGCCCCACUGUUAGCCUCGCUGGUAGCCCCACUGUUAGCCUCGCUGGAAGCCUCACUGGUAGCCCCACUGGUAGCCUCGCUGGUAGCCUCACUGUUAGCCUCACUGUUAGCCCCACUGUUAGCCUCGCUGUUAGCCCCAGUGUUAGCCCCAGUGUUAGCCCCACUGUUAGCCUCACUGGUAGCCCCACUGUUAGCCUCGCUGGAAGCCUCACUGUUAGCCCCACUGUUAGCCCCACUGGUAGUCUCGCUGGUAGCCUCACUGUUAGCCCCACUGUUAGCCUCGCUAGUAGCCUCACUGUUAGCCCCACUGUUAGCCUCGCUGGUAACCUCACUGUUAGCCUCGCUGGAAGCCUCACUGGUAGCCUCGCUUGUAGCCCCACUGGUAGCCUCGCUGUUAACCUCGCUAAUAGCCUUCUGAUCACAUUACACUAGCAAACCAACUCCUACCACAGAGCAUUAGAGAAGCUGCUAACACACAGUAUUACACAACGAUGAGCUAGUUAGCUAAAACUCAGAUGAGCAUCAUCCAUUUCCACUGAAGACAUAUCUCUUACAAGCAUGUGUACUUAUUGGUUGAGUGAUGAUAUAAUAAUUGACUACGUCUGAUUAAGGUUGAAUUUACCCGAAUAUUUGCUCAUUUCCGCAACCUCCAAAAAUUGCUUUGCAUCCUUAUUUAUACGCUGGUCCAUUCUGUUGGUGCCUCCUUAUUACAUUUAUUCAUUUAAAACGAUCCUUUUUGAAAUAUAUACCAUGGAAAAAGUGACUGACAUGAUGUGAAAACUGCUGUGUAUGAUCUGCAUUGAACAACCUAUCCUGAUUUUACUGUUGAUUUAUCAAAGAGCUUAACAUGAGUUACUGUAUCUGAAAUGAAUUCCAUGAUUAUAUAUUUAGCCUUACAAUUUAGCUUCUGUACUUGUAUCAAAGUUUCAUUGUGUCAUACAGAGCAGGUUUUAUGCAAUUUAAGAUCCACUGUGUGAUGUUUUACGUAAUUCUUGACUACAUGCAGUAUUAAAGCAAUGGAUAAUUUUGUAAUAACAGCAACAAAGAAGCCUCGUUAAUGAAAUAUGUUUAACAAACACGGUCUGUAUAUCUGUAAUUUGUUUAUUAUAUACAGCACACGUCUUGGGCCCAGCAGCUAAUGCUAACCCUUCCUUGGAAAACAUGCUGCCAUCUUUUAUUCAGGAUUUUGUGUGUGAGAAGAUGCCUUCAGUGGACUUGAACUUUCAGGAAGGGAAAGUCCACAAAGCUUCUCUCAUGAAUGUCAGCAUUGCAGGUUAAGGACCAUCCACUUGUUUGCUGAUGAACAACUCGCAGAUUUCCUCGUCUCUGUUUUUCCCAAGUUAUCGAAGCCUGUUCGUCACAUGACAUACUUUACUGCCUCGCGAUGCAUGUUGAAAUUUCCCUUAUGCUGUCAAUGAUACAACAUUAAGUGCAAACCUAAAUAAUAUAUUUAAUUAGUAGAUAUCACAUUUGCCUUCCUAAAAAUUACAUUAAAAAAUCAAAACAAACACAGAUAUAAUUCCCUUCCUUGUCCCCAUAGCUUUCGGGAUGUAACUCCAGGCCAGACUAGCAGAUCCUAUCUUAGCUGUAUGGUUAUGGGGUUUGGGCCUGAUUUAGGGAAAAGGCUGUUACAGGUUCCAGACCCCUGUUUUAGUCAUUUGCAAUAAAUUGUUUCUAGGUA
Brienomyrus brachyistius is the source of this 4013-nucleotide messenger RNA. It is a transcript of the gene sec14l7, whose product is annotated as SEC14-like lipid binding 7. The transcript has 12 exons. The coding region runs from base 306 to 1541 and encodes 411 amino acids. The record is from RefSeq and is a predicted model, not a curated record. Lineage: Eukaryota; Metazoa; Chordata; Actinopteri; Osteoglossiformes; Mormyridae. Gene Ontology annotation, cellular component: cytoplasm.